CACACCGCUAAGUCGAGUUGUCUCUUUCCCCCUCCCAAAUGUGCGACCCUUCUUCUUUCUUCCUCAGACAAAUACCCUGACGCUGACAAUCUCAAUCUCGAACAGUUGAGCGCACGUAGCAUGGCGUCCGACGGUCGCAAACAGCCGCCAUGGAUCCCCCCCCAAGCCCGACCCGACGCCCAGCUGCCCCGACUGAAGAUCUACAACAGCCUGACGAGGAGCAAGGAUGACUUUGUCCCAGUCGAUCCGACAGGAAGGAUGGUGACGUGGUACGCCUGUGGCCCAACAGUGUACGAAGAUGCCCAUCUGGGCCAUGCCAAGAAUUACGUCUCGACCGACAUUAUCCGCCGCAUCAUGAAGGACUACUUCGGCUUCCGUGUCAAGUUCGUUAUGAAUACGACCGAUAUCGACGACAAGAUCAUCCUCCAGGGCCGCCAGCAGUACCUGCUCGCGCGCUUCAAGCAGGAGCAUGCCACUGAGGACGACUCGGUGAGCGAUUCGAUUUUGGCAGAGGCCAAAGCCGCAUUCCGGCACUACAUUGGCAAGAACCUUCCGUCUCUGCCCUCGGAUACGAGCCCAGAGACUUUUCCCGAGGCAGCGGACAAGGCAUAUAAGGAAAAGGCCGAGCCUUCACCUCUGGCCGACGCCGCGACAGCAAAACAGGGCCAACAGGGCCAAGCUGUUACUGUCGCCGAUUUGCUGUUGAAAGCACACAUUGGAACGGCACGGUCGGCUGUCGAGGCCCUGCAAGCCCCAGGAAAGCUACCUGAAUUUUUCACCAAGACGGACGAUAUUUUGCUCCCAUAUCUCGAUGCCUUGCAUGGUGCAGAGAUGGACUCCAAUAACCACAAGAUAUACCUGGAGCUGACCCAGAAAUUCGAACGCCGCUUCUUCGAGGACAUGAAUGCGCUUAAUGUCCUGGCUCCCGACCAACUCACUCGUGUGACCGAGUAUGUCCCUCAGAUUGUCCGCUUCGUUGAGAAGAUUGUGGCGAACGGUUUCGGUUACGCUACCCCUGAGGGCUCCGUAUAUUUUGAUAUCGACUCGUUUGAGAAGGCUGGGCACAGCUACUCCCGGCUGGAACCAUGGAACAAGAACGACCCUGCCCUCCAAGCCGAUGGUGAAGGUUCACUGUCCAAGGGAAGGUCAAUGAAGCGGAGCGAGAAUCAUUUUGCGCUGUGGAAAGCUAGCAAGCCAGGCGAGCCAGCAUGGCCGAGUCCAUGGGGUCAUGGGCGGCCAGGAUGGCAUAUUGAAUGCUCUGCAAUGGCCUCCGAAGUGAUCGGCAAGACGAUAGAUAUCCAUUCCGGAGGCGUCGAUCUUCGUUUCCCUCAUCAUGAUAACGAACUCGCACAAUCGGAAGCUUACUGGUCGACUCCGGGCUGCCAAGUACAGUGGACAAAUUACUUCAUUCACAUGGGGCAACUAAGGAUUCGAGGCUUGAAGAUGAGCAAGAGCCUUAAGAACUAUACGACCAUCAGAACUGUUCUCUCCCAAAAGGAGUGGAGUGCACGUUCUCUCCGAAUUUGCUUCCUCCUUAUGCCUUGGCAGGAUGGUAUUGAGGUAACAGACGAGCUUAUGAAGGCCGUAGUCAGCUGGGAAGGCAAGCUCAAUAACUUCUUUCUAAAGAGCUUGGACCUCUGGAAACAUUCCAGUGCCGGGACUACAACAAUGCAAGAGCUUGGCAUGGCAGACCAGCAAUUAUUAAGCGCCCUGGAUAAGGCGAAAGCCGAUGUUGACACAGCUCUUUGCGAUUCCUUCAACACCUCAGCUGUCAUGAGAAUCCUCUCUGAUCUUGUUACCGAGUCUAACUCGGCAGAGGCACUCUCAGAUCAGACAGUCAUCUUGCUCGCCCGGUGGGUAACACGCAUUGUCACCAUAUUUGGUCUUGAUCCCGAGGGAGAUCUCAGCAACCUGGUCCGUAUAGGGUGGUCGGGCCUCGAUAUUCCCGCGCCAGCAAAACCCUAUAUCUACCCCGCAUCUCAAUUGCGCGACAAGGUCCGAACCUUGGCAUAUUCCGGCUCGGUCGAUCAUACAGCUAUAGCGAAGCUCGCUGACGGAAUUACGAUCGCGGCGUCAACACCAGUGGUCGAGUCCUCCAAACCAUACGAUCAGGUGCUGCAGCAGUUCCGCACCAACGUCAAGGCCCUCGCGGCCCAGCAAGCGCCGGCAAAAGACCUUCUCGCCUUAUGCGACCAGCUCCGCGAUGUACACCUCUGGAACCUAGGCAUCUAUCUCGAGGACCGCAACAACCCCCAGCCUGCUUUGGUACGACCCCUCGAUAAGUUGCUCAUAGAGGCGCGCGCGGAGCGGGAAUCAGCUGGCACUGCGAAGGCGAAGGCUAAGCUGGAACAGGAGGCCAGGAAGGCUGAGAGGGAGAAGGAGCUGCGCGAGCGCGCCAAGGUCGACCCCCUGUUGAUGUUCAGGACCUCGGACGAGUACUUGGAAUGGGACGAAAGCGGCAUCCCGACCGUGGACGCAGCGGGGAAUGUGGUGUCCAAGAAUAGGCGCAAGAAGCUAGUCAAAGAGUGGGAGAAACAGAAGAAGAGGCACGAUGAAUGGCUGCCGACGCAGCAGGCAGCAUAGAAAAGGGGACUCGGAAAAUGGUAGUGCCUACUUUGGUGGACAAUCCCCUUUUACCAGUGUCUCCAUUCUUAGGUUAAGGUGACCCACAACGUUGAA
Messenger RNA from Trematosphaeria pertusa, 2679 nucleotides. RefSeq lists its product as uncharacterized. Gene Ontology annotation, biological process: cysteinyl-tRNA aminoacylation. The coding region runs from base 121 to 2583 and encodes 820 amino acids. Gene Ontology annotation, cellular component: cytoplasm. Lineage: Eukaryota; Fungi; Ascomycota; Dothideomycetes; Pleosporales; Trematosphaeriaceae. The record is from RefSeq and is a predicted model, not a curated record. Gene Ontology annotation, molecular function: ATP binding; cysteine-tRNA ligase activity. The transcript is spliced from 2 exons.